Messenger RNA from Cynocephalus volans (Philippine flying lemur), 1815 nucleotides. It is a transcript of the gene SLC25A20, whose product is annotated as solute carrier family 25 member 20. The record is from RefSeq and is a predicted model, not a curated record. Gene Ontology annotation, molecular function: O-acyl-L-carnitine transmembrane transporter activity. The coding region runs from base 167 to 1072 and encodes 301 amino acids. Gene Ontology annotation, biological process: carnitine transmembrane transport; mitochondrial transport. Gene Ontology annotation, cellular component: mitochondrial envelope. The transcript has 9 exons. NCBI's taxonomy places the organism in Eukaryota, Metazoa, Chordata, Mammalia, Dermoptera, Cynocephalidae.
GGGCGGAAGCCCGGCCGGGCACAUUGGGCCCUCCUCCCAACCUGUCCCGGGCUCGUGCCCGCCCACCCGAAAGUGGGUGAAAGGUCGGCGGUCCUGGAGCUGUAGCUGCGGCAGCAGAGCUUGGACCUCUGGGGAACUGACAGACAGACUGGCAGACGGACUGACCAUGGCCGACCAGCCGAAGCCUAUCAGCCCGCUCAAGAACCUGCUGGCUGGCGGCUUUGGCGGCAUAUGCCUGGUGUUGGUAGGGCACCCUCUGGACACGGUCAAGGUCCGACUGCAGACACAGCCACCAAGUUUGCCUGGACAGCCUCCCCUGUACUCUGGGACCACUGACUGUUUCCGGAAAACUCUUAUUAGAGAGGGCAUCACAGGGCUAUAUCGGGGCAUGAGCACUCCUAUCAUCGGGGUCACCCCCAUGUUCGCUGUGUGCUUCUUUGGGUUUGGUUUGGGGAAGAAACUACAACAGAAAUGCCCAGAGGAUGUGCUCACCUACCCUCAACUGUUUGCAGCUGGAAUGUUAUCUGGUGUAUUCACCACAGGAAUCAUGGCCCCUGGAGAACGCAUCAAGUGCUUGUUACAGAUUCAGGCUUCUUCAGGGGAAUCCAAGUACACUGGUGCCAUGGACUGUGCAAAGAAGCUGUACCAGGAGUCUGGGAUCCGAGGCAUCUAUAAAGGGACUGUGCUCACCCUCAUGCGAGAUGUUCCGGCCAGUGGGAUGUAUUUUAUGACAUAUGAGUGGCUGAAAAAUAUUUUCACUCCAGAGGGAAAGAGGGUCAGUGAGCUCAGUGUGCCUCGGAUCCUGGUGGCUGGGGGCAUUGCAGGGAUCUUCAACUGGGCUGUGGCUAUCCCCCCAGAUGUGCUCAAGUCUCGCUUCCAGACUGCACCUCCUGGGAAAUACCCUAAUGGUUUCAGAGAUGUCCUGAGGGAGCUGAUCCGUGAUGAAGGAGUCACUUCCUUGUACAAAGGGUUCAAUGCAGUGAUGAUCCGAGCCUUCCCAGCUAAUGCGGCCUGUUUCCUUGGCUUUGAAGUUGCCAUGAAGUUCCUUAAUUGGGCCACCCCCAACUUGUGAGGCUGAAGGCUCCUGGAUGCUGAAAGCUGUCACCGAGGAGGAGCAGUGGGCAGGACAAGGCAGUCCUGAAGGGUGAGGGGAGGGGAAUGGUGGGAUCAGAGCUCUGUGCCUGGACUUAAUGAGACCAUUGCCUUUAUGACAUCCUCUACCUUGUAGGAUUUGGUAUGCCAUUUUGAAAUUUGAAUUGACUCUUGUCAAUGUGAGGGAUCUCAAGAGGAUUUGAAGAUUGAAUAAGUAGCUUCUAGACAAGACAUCACCAGUUGACUGCUGGCCCUACUAUACCCAAAAUAUUCCUUGCUAAAGAGGUAAUAUCAGCCUCUCACUGGAUGCACUCUGCAUGUUUUCAACCAGCUACCAAGGGGCUAGAGUCUUCUUCCUUCCCUAGCCAGGAAAACCUACCUGAUUUCCAGGGUGCCAUCUAAUCCUGGGCUGCCCAUGGGGAUGUGGACUUGAGGCCCACAUCUGUCAGUCGAACUGGACUGAGCAUAUAUGCCUAGGAACAGAUAGCCUGUUAACUAUUGGAUUUUGAUUUUUUUUUCACACGUGCAAGUAAUCAAAAAUAAAACUAGAGUAGCCUAAUUUCUCAGGAGUAGGUGGAUAACUUUCCCUCCUACACAGUGAGGACAGUCCCAGCCUGCUGGCAUGAGAAAGACCAGAGUGUAGGAAGGUCCUUUUUGCCUUUCUUUUCUCAUGAGAGCACCUUAUUUUAACAAGAAACAAUAAAUGUUGUUUCUAUUUUUGCA